Molecule: messenger RNA, 2445 nt
Organism: Aspergillus melleus
Lineage: Eukaryota; Fungi; Ascomycota; Eurotiomycetes; Eurotiales; Aspergillaceae
Product: putative translation elongation factor EF-1 subunit
Exons: 5
Coding region: 1-2445 (814 amino acids)
Biological process (GO): translation
Molecular function (GO): GTP binding; GTPase activity
Source: RefSeq, a predicted model, not a curated record
AUGUCGCGCCAUCGCGUGAAAGCAUUAAGCUACGACGAGGACGACUUCGAAGACGACGGCUACGACUCUCCCGAUCCCGAGGAGCAGGAGUUCCUGGAACAGUGCACGGCCGAGGUUCUUCGACAGUUGCGGUCGGGGGAACCCUCUGUGACGACAGCGACUCGCGAAGAGGUUCAGGAGUCACUGUGGCAUUACUAUAAUGAUGUUGAGAAGUCGGUUAACUAUUUGAGGGGCAAAAAGGCUAAGGAAGUGAAGAAGAAGCCUGCGCCUGCGCCUGCGGCAGCCCCGAAAGCGAAAGGAACUACGGUGCCUGCGUAUCCUUUGCCUCCGUCUACCCUAGAGCCGGCGCCGCAGACCGCACACUUCUCCGCUGCGGAAUUCUUUCGCGAUACACCAUGGCUCAAUGUCCCGGCGGAUCGCAAGGCCGAUAUCCUUAUCGAACCUCUUUAUCCUAGGCUUGGGCUGCUCGGAGGCAACCCCGAAGCUGGCGGCGGGAAAGUGUCGAAACUGGCGGCUCUGGCGGCCGCGCGCAAGAAAAAGGAGUCGGACAAAGCAUCGUCACCAGCUCCGGGCCCAGCGGCAGGGGGUGACCAGUCUCGAGCGCCGUCAACCGAAUCGAAGGGAGCCCCUUUGUCAUUGCGUGAAAGACUUGCUCGGAAUGGGAAGCCUCAGAGAUCUUCGGAGAGUACGCCAUCACCCGGCACGCCUGAAGCGGAAUCCCGUCUUGGAAGCCCUUCGCCGGCGAAAAAGCCAUCCCCGGAGCCAAGAAAACCAAGCAUGCCGGUUGAAGCGGACCUGGAAAAGGCAACACAAGUACUUCAGAUUGGUAGCGAACCGAAAGAGGAACCAGCCGUCAACAUCCGUGCUCCACCAUCAACGUUUGCCAGUACCAUCGUUGGGGAUGCUGCACGUCCUCCCGCAACCGAGCUCAGCCACUUGCAUUCGAAUACCUUGGAUCUCAUGGCGAUAUAUGGACAAGAUCUUACUGAACCUUUUGACUUCACAGGCCCAAGCCCCGACGACGUUGUGCUUAAUGCACAGAGCUCUGCGAAAGGCAUGAAGUCGAAACAAGCCGCUUCCAAAUCCGCAAGCGACAAGAAGACCCAGGGUGACCUUGCUGGUGGCAUGGGCAAUCUGACCGUUGAAGAGAAGGUGAAUGUCAAAAGCAAGAACUUGGAUGUCUUGUCUGAAUACAAGAAGUCCCAGCGGAAGAAAGCCAUGAACUUUGCGGUCAUCGGUCACGUUGAUGCUGGGAAAAGUACCCUUAUGGGCCGUCUGCUUGCCGACUUGAAAGCCAUCGACCAACGCACUUUGGACAAAUACCGACGCGAGGCGGAGAAGAUCGGGAAGGGAUCGUUUGCUCUUGCCUGGGUGCUGGAUCAGGGCACUGAAGAACGAGCGAGGGGUGUCACUAUCGACAUCGCCACUAAUAAAUUUGAGACCGAGAAGACUGUGUUCACGAUAGUGGAUGCUCCUGGACAUCGAGACUUCGUUCCAAACAUGAUUGCUGGAGCCAGUCAGGCGGAUUUCGCUGUUCUCGUUAUCGACUCUAGCAUUGGAAAUUUCGAAUCCGGACUGAAGGGGCAGACCAAGGAACAUGCCUUGCUGGUGCGCAGUAUGGGCGUACAAAGAAUCAUCAUUGCAGUGAACAAGAUGGACUCCGUGCAGUGGGACAAGGGCCGAUUCGAUGAGAUCGAGCAGCAAGUUUCGUCCUUCUUGACCACGGCCGGGUUCCAAGCCAAGAGCAUCUCCUUUGUGCCUUGCUCUGGCAUCAGCGGUGAAAAUGUCAACCGGCGCAGCGAGGAUCCCAACGUGUCAUGGUACCAUGGCCGAACCUUGGUCGAAGAGUUGGAGGCAACCGAGCCGAAUUCUCAUGCGCUGGAGAAGCCUCUGCGCAUGACGAUCGGCGAUGUCUUCCGCGGCAGCGUGCAAAACCCUCUGUCGAUCUCGGGUCGCUUGGAUGCCGGCAGUCUGCAAAUCGGUGAUCAGAUCCUCACAAUGCCCAGCGGGGAGAAAGCGACGAUCCGCAGCCUGGAAGUAGACGGUGAGCCUAGCGAUUGGGCUGUGGCCGGUCAGAACGUGGUCUUGAACCUUGUCAACAUCGACCCGAUUCAUCUCCGUUCUGGCGAUGUCAUCUGCCGGCCGUCCGCUCCGAUCUCGAACAUCACCACGUUCACAACCAAGGUGCUGGCUUUCGAUCACCUUAUGCCCAGCAUGGUUGACGUCCACCGGGGUCGUCUACAUGUGCCGGGACGGAUUAGCAAGCUGAUUGCCACUUUGGACAAGGGGUCGGGCGAGGUCGUCAAGAAGAGACCGAAGGUCGUCGCACCGGGCACAGUGGCACGCAUUGAGGUGGAAAUGGACCGCGCCGUGCCGUUAGAAGCGCCUACGAGGAUUGUUCUCCGGGCUGGAGGAGAGACCGUGGCGGCAGGAUUAUUGGAAUGA